This is a messenger RNA of Onychostoma macrolepis, 2627 nucleotides long. RefSeq lists its product as uncharacterized. The transcript has 9 exons. The record is from RefSeq and is a predicted model, not a curated record. The coding region runs from base 1285 to 2622 and encodes 445 amino acids. NCBI's taxonomy places the organism in Eukaryota, Metazoa, Chordata, Actinopteri, Cypriniformes, Cyprinidae.
UGGUAGAUGCUGUAUCUGCACCGAUCUGCUGCCAAAGAGCAUCUUUCUCCAUUGAUGGACAUUCAAACGUAGCUGUUUAUUCUGAUAAAUCCUUGCAAGCAACAUAUAAUGGAGGCUCCUAAUAGCAGCUGCCAUUGUGAUGUGAAUACUAAAAUCCUGAGUGUUAAAUUAACACUGUUUGGAGUAGGAUUUUACUGUGUACUAACAAUUAUUAGCUUUAUGAAAAUAUGACUAGUAGGUCCUUUUGCUUUGGUUAAACAUGAGAUGUCUGCAGCAGUUUCUUACCAAACAGGAAGUUCAACCACCGCCACAGGAAGAGGCUUCAGCUAAACACACAGACUCAAGGGCGUAGGACAUACAAUAAUUACUAUAGUAACGGGACUUUCAUGCACAUUUGAACAUUUGAUUGACAGAUAAACCACACGCUCUUAUUUCAGUGUUGUUUUUAUUAUGUGGAUAUUUCAGCUACCAGUUUGAUUUGUACAUUCAGUUGAACAACAUUAAUUUAAAGUUAAAGACUGUCCGCGGCGACUCAGGACGCAUGCACCACAGAUCGCCACUUACAUAGUUUACCAUAAAAUCCUCAUUAUAUUUGUCCCAAAAUAUUGUUAAUGUUCAUAAUGACUUUAUUCUAGGCAGGAAGAUUGUGUAUCUUUCCGGACAACGUUUGUCCCUCUGUCUGUAUCUAAUAAUAUCCAUAAUAAUAUCCAUAGUUCACGCUUUCUCUUUCCAUUUGCUCUGUUUUGUCAAACACUGUACUUCAAUUAUAUGAAAAGUUAAUGAAUCAAACGUUUUAGAUCCAGUCUUCACCAUCUCUCUCUGUCAGGACAUGCCAGAUUUUAUAUAUAUAUAUAUACAGUAUGUAUGUGUAUUUAUUUAUUUAUUUUUAUUUAUUUAAUUUUUUAUUAUUAUUUAAUUUAUUUAUUUUUUUGCUAUAUGGGUUUGUAGCCGGAAAAGAGCAAAAGAGCAACAGAAAAGCACUCAAACGUAGAGGCAGAACAGAAACAGACAGGAAACAGGCUGCGGUUUGUGAGUUCACAGAUAAUUUCCUGGUCAUUUUUCACACAUAACGCCCUCAACAUCACACGGAAACACAGACAUGCUGUCCGUCAGCGCUAGUGUUUGAUUCUCAACACGUGAGAUGAUCAACAGACAUAUUACUUUACUCUACACCGAUAGAAGAGAGCAGUAUUAUCAGUAUUACUGGAGAUUUGAGUUUAAGAAAGUCAUUUGAGGAACUGUUGAGAGUUUUGCACUGAUUUUCUGAACUCAACCGAUGAAGAAAUGAAGUUCACUCUGAUGAUUUCUGGAUUUCUACUGAUGGUGAGCAGUUCAGUGUGUGUGGAGAUUACAGCGAGAGGAACAGAAGGAGAACAAGUGGCUAUUAAGUGUCCUUAUGCUAAAGGAUAUGAAAACACCAACAAAUACUUCUAUAAAGGACCUUACAAAGAUAAUAAUCUUAUACUAAAAUCUGAUGGAGGAGAGUCAGUGUCUGACGGCAGAUUCUCUCUGCGGGACGAUCAUCAGACGAGUUCAUUUACGGUGACCAUCAGAAACCUGAGGAUGGCAGAUGCUGGACAGUACGGCUGUGGAGCUGGAUGGGGAAACUAUAAACUAAUCCAGCUGAAUGUGAUUAAAGCUCCACAGAAAACAAGACCUGUCCAGAUCUCGACCUCCACCCUUCACUCGUAUACAAACAGCAGCACUGACCACACCAGCACAGGCCCGCACGGGCUGCUCCUUCCAACCCCUGGUUAUCCGAGGUUCUUCGUGAACAUCGGACUACACUCAGAGCGGCAGAGAGAAAAUGGCGCAAAUCAAACGAUCUGUCGGACCUCAAACGACAAACUGGAUGCUAAACAGUCAGGUUUCAGGAGGGGCCAUUCAACUGAGACUGCGCUUCUCUCGGUCACUGAAGCCCUGCGAAUUGCAAAAGCCCAUUCCAAAUCAUCAGUCCUCAUUCUGCUGGACCUAUCUGCCGCUUUUGACACUGUCAAUCAUCAGAUACUCCUGUCCACCCUCUCAUCACUGGGCAUCUCUGGCAUUCCACUUCGCUGGUUUGAAUCCUAUCUCACUGUGACACCUCAAACAGAAAGUGAAACGACAAGAACAAUGACAGGAAGUACUGCAGUUCAACUCAAUCAGCCAAACACUAAUCUGUCUUCUGUCGCUGGCGGUCUGGGUUCGGUUCUGCUGGUUCUGGUUCUGUGUUCUGGAACGUUCCUCGUCCUGAAAAAGAGGAAAAGGAAAUCUGGGACAGGUUUAUUUCAGCAAAAUGUGCAGCACAGUACAGAGUCUGAGCGUAUGUAUGAGGAGAUUCCAAACAGUGAUGUCAUCGCUGCAACAUCCUCGUCCAAUCAGACGCCUGCAUCACACCUCAACACCCGCCCACAAGUCUCUGCUGUUUAUGCCACAGUAACCAAUCAGCAGCCUGAUUCAAACCCCAGUCGCACCCACUCCACCAAUCAGGUGACAGAUACAGACUGUGAUUAUUAUGCUAAUAUGAAGCCGCCUGAACCAACAACAGACAGCAGAACAGAACUGAUCUACUCAACAGUGACACAUCCACAAAACAUCAAGACAAACGACAGCCCGAUAUAUUCAGUGAUCAAACAUAAAUAAAAAUG